Messenger RNA from Rotaria sp. Silwood1, 816 nucleotides. NCBI's taxonomy places the organism in Eukaryota, Metazoa, Rotifera, Eurotatoria, Philodinida, Philodinidae. The record is from the annotation of a GenBank genome assembly.
AUGUAUCAACAAUAUUCAAGAGUAUACUAUGCACAAGAACAACGUUUCAAUGAUAGAUUUCCUUUAUCAAUUGUAGCUGUAUUAGGUGUUAUUCAAAUGUUAACUACAUUUAGUAUUAUCGGUCUUGAAAUUGGACAUAUUGUAAAUAAUAUUCGUUUAACAAAUUUAUUUGUUGGAUUUUGGGCAUCAAUACCAUUUACUAUUUUAUGGAUUUCAAUGUUUGCUGCUGUAUGUUGCUGUCGUCGACGAAGUUGUGCUACACAUGCUCUUGUACAAAAUUUUAUUUCAUUCAUUUUUGCAAUUGUUCUAAUUGCACUUAAUAUUGUAUUUAUUCGACGACCAAAUGAUUGCUUUUUUACUAGAGAUAUAUGUAACCGAUUAACCUGGCUAAAUGAUGUAGAUUUAUCAUGGAGUUGUAUUUUUGAUGAUUAUUCAGAGGGUUGUGGAAAAACUCGUUUAGCAUUAAUUAAAGCUCAGUUAGCUGCUGGUGUUAUUAUGGCAACUACAUGCUUAAUAUAUGUUAUUUUAUAUGGUGUUGUUGUUUCACGAGCAUCACGAGCUGGUCAACGUCAAAUGCAUGCAGCACCUGAUGCUGUUAUGGCUCCUGUUUAUCAACAAUCAGUACCACCGACAAUGCUUUAUGGACAUCCACCUUAUACAAUUUCUUCUAAUCCAUAUCAACCAUCAGCACCUGCUAUGAUACCAAAUUAUCAACAAGUACCAACUCAUAUGGCACCUGGUAUUACCAAUAUGAAUUAUUUACCACCAAAUCAAGAAUCGACAAUAUAUCCAAAAAUUCCAAAUGAUCGGUUUUAA